Molecule: messenger RNA, 699 nt
Organism: Photinus pyralis (common eastern firefly)
Lineage: Eukaryota; Metazoa; Arthropoda; Insecta; Coleoptera; Lampyridae
Product: gamma-interferon-inducible lysosomal thiol reductase-like
Exons: 2
Molecular function (GO): oxidoreductase activity, acting on a sulfur group of donors, disulfide as acceptor
Source: RefSeq, a predicted model, not a curated record
ACCUGCAUACGCACAUCAAAUAGUACCUAUAAUGUCAAUCGUUAUAUCUUGCAGAGAAAAAAAACCGACAACGGAUGGACUAUAGAAUGUCAGCAUGGUCCCAAAGAAUGCGUCUACAAUAAAAUAGAGGCCUGCGGUAUGGCACGAAAUGUUGAUCAAAAUGCUGUCAUUUCGUUUGUGCAUUGCAUCGAAAAGGGAAUUAAGACUGACGAUUCCAAUUACAAGCGAAUAACUAAGAAAUGUGGUCCCUUAUUAAACGUGAACACGGCUGAUAUCAUUAAAUGUGCAGAGGGCCAAGAGGGCGACGAGCUAAUGGUAGCAAAUGGGGUGAAAACGGAUGCUGUACAACCAUCAAUAGACGGAGUACCGACUGUGUUAUACAAUAAUUACUAUAAUGACACAUUGGAAGAGUACAACGACAACUUUUUAACCAUCGCUUGUAAACUACUCGAUGAUGAACCUGCCGCUUGCAUGCAUUUGGAUAACGAAAUUUGGUGAAAAAGGAGAAACAGAGUUAGCUACCUAAGAGUGUUCAAAUAAUUUACAUACUGUUCGAAUUUUAUAUUUGCAGAUAACCAAGACGUCUCUGCAUUAAUUCUGGGUAUGAUUUUUGGAGACAUGUGCCCAAAAUUGAAUAAUGAGAUAUUAUCUUAGGUUUAUCUAUGUGAUUUUUUUAAUAAAGGAUAAUUUUAAUUCAAA